GAUGGUGUUGAAGGAAGAGGGCACUAGAGUACAGACAUACACUGUAUCCGCAGCUCAUUGUGUCAGUGCAGUAGCUUCUGUUCACAGAGCAACGAUUCCAUCAAGGAGCAAUUCUCUAUCUCUCACCUAGGGUCAUAGUGUCUGGAGAGAUGUCCCUGGCUACAGACUUGGUCUGCUUAAUGUAGGGUUCUUAAGGCAGAUCUGGAAGCACUGGAUUCUGCCUAGGAAAAUAUAGAGUGAGCAGGCAGUUUUUUUUUGUUUUUUUCACAGCAACUCACCUUUUCCAACAUCUGCAUGGCGUUCAUGUGUAAAAUGUUUGAUCUUUUCCUGAUCAUCUCCAUGAUGAUGAUAAUGGCAUUGAUGACACUGGACAACUUUGAAGGACGUGUUGGUAGAGCCGGUGCGUCUAGCCCAAGGUCGGUAGCUAGGAUGGAUGGAGAUAUUAUUAUAGGAGCCUUGUUUUCUGUACACCACCAACCACCAGCUGAUAGGGUACCAGAAAGGAAAUGUGGUGAAAUCAGAGAACAGUAUGGCAUCCAGAGAGUAGAAGCCAUGUUCCACACACUGGAUCUGAUUAACAUGGAUCAGACCUUACUACCCAACAUUACCCUGGGGACAGAAAUACGAGACUCCUGCUGGCAUUCAUCUGUCGCCCUGGAGCAAAGCAUAGAAUUCAUACGAGAUUCCCUUAUUUCCAUUAGAGAUGACAAAGAUGGAAUCAGUAAGUGUCUAGAUGCCACUCCAACACCUCAGGGCAGAAUUAAAAAGCCUAUAGCUGGUGUGAUCGGACCAGGCUCCAGUUCUGUAGCCAUCCAAGUUCAGAACCUACUGCAACUUUUUGAUAUACCACAGAUUGCUUAUUCCGCAACAAGUAUUGACCUUAGUGACAAAACUUUGUAUAAAUACUUUCUGCGGGUGGUCCCUUCUGAUAUAUUGCAAGCCAAGGCUAUGCUGGAUAUUGUGAAAAGAUAUAACUGGACUUAUGUCUCUGCUGUCCAUACAGAAGGAAAUUAUGGAGAAAGUGGAAUGGAGGCUUUUAAAGAACUUGCUACACAAGAAGGCCUGUGCAUUGCCCACACAGACAAGAUCUACAGCAAUGCAGGGGAGAAAAGUUUUGACCGAUUACUGAAAAAACUUCGGGAAAGACUACCAAAAGCAAGAGUGGUGGUUUGUUUUUGUGAGGGAAUGACAGUGCGAGGACUUUUAAUUGCAAUGAGAAGACUGGGCGUGAUCGGUGAAUUUCUGCUUAUUGGAAGUGAUGGAUGGGCAGACAGAGAUGAAGUCAUAGAUGGCUUUGAAGCUGAAGCAAAUGGAGGAAUUACCAUAAAGCUUCAAUCCCCAGAGGUUAGGUCCUUUGACAACUAUUUUCUAAGUCUACGUUUAGACACCAAUUCACGGAACCCUUGGUUUACUGAAUUUUGGCAAUACCGAUUCCAGUGCAGAAUUCCAGGACAUCCACAAGAAAAUACUAACUUUAAUAAAAUUUGUAAAGGUAAUGAAAGCUUAGAAGAAAACUAUGUACAGGAUAGCAAAAUGGGAUUUGUCAUUAAUGCAAUCUAUGCAAUGGCUCAUGGCCUCCAUAACAUGCAUUCAGCCAUGUGCCCAAAACAUGUUGGUUUGUGUGAUGCAAUGAGACCUAUUGACGGCAGCAAACUGCUUGAAUUUCUGAUAAACAGUCGAUUUGUUGGUGUCUCCGGAGAAGAUAUUUGGUUUGAUGAAAAAGGAGAUGCCCCUGGAAGAUAUGAUAUCAUGAAUCUUCAAUUCAUUGAGCCAAAUCACUACGAUUAUGUUCUUAUAGGAACUUGGCAUGAGGGAAUUUUAAAUAUUGAUGACGAUAGAAUACAAAUGAAUAAAAGUGGAAUGGUACGAUCUGUAUGCAGUGAUCCUUGCUCAAAAGGACAAAUAAAGGUGAUCAGGAAAGGGGAAGUAAGUUGUUGUUGGAUCUGUACCCCUUGCAAGGAUAAUGAAUUUGUUCAGGAUGAAUUUACAUGCAAGGCUUGUGAUCUGGGGUGGUGGCCCAACCAUGGACUGACAGGUUGUGAGCCAAUAGUUGUAAAAUAUCUACAGUGGAGUGACAUUGAAUCCAUCAUUGCUGUGGCCUUCUCCUGCAUAGGCAUUCUUAUUACUAUGUUUGUCACCUUGAUCUUCAUUCUCUACAGAGACACACCUGUGGUUAAGUCAUCAAGUCGAGAGCUUUGCUACAUUAUUCUGGCUGGGAUUUUCCUGGGUUAUAUAUGUCCUUUCACACUGUUAGCCAAGCCCACUACUGCUUCUUGUUAUUUACAGCGUCUUUUGGUUGGUCUCUCUUCAGCAAUGUGCUACUCUGCCCUGAUAACCAAAACCAAUCGUAUUGCCCGAAUACUAGCAGGAAGUAAAAAGAAAAUUUGUACACGUAAACCACGUUUUAUGAGUGCUUGUGCUCAAGUUAUCAUUGCUUCAGUAUUGAUCAGUCUGCAGCUUACGUUGGUAGUCACUUUGAUCAUCAUGGAGCCCCCAAUGCCCAUCCUUUCUUAUCCAAGCAUUAAAGAAGUCUACCUGAUCUGUAACACUAGUAACUUAGGUGUGGUGGCACCUCUUGGCUACAAUGGUCUUCUGAUAAUGAGCUGCACCUACUACGCAUUCAAGACUCGCAAUGUCCCAGCAAACUUCAAUGAAGCUAAGUACAUUGCGUUCACAAUGUAUACUACUUGUAUCAUCUGGCUGGCGUUUGUCCCAAUUUAUUUUGGGAGCAACUACAAGAUUAUUACCACAUCUUUUGCUGUCAGUCUUAGUGUCACAGUUGCUUUGGGUUGUAUGUUUACUCCCAAGAUGUAUAUUAUUAUUGCCAAACCUGAAAGGAACGUUCGAAGUGCUUUCACCACCUCUGAUGUAGUACGUAUGCAUGUUGGAGAUGGAAAAACACCGUGCAGAUCAAACACCUUCCUCAGCAUCUUUAGGAGAAAGAAACCAAGUGCUGGGAAUACUAAUUCUAAUGGAAAGUCUGUGUCAUGGUCUGAACCAGGUGGAAGACAAGUGCAGAAGGGACAACACAUGUGGCAAAGACUAUCAGUGCACGUGAAGACCAAGGAGACAGGAUCAUCAAACCAGACAGCUGUGAUAAAGCCUAUAACCAAAGGCUUCCAAGCUCAGAGCAAGAGCCACACAUUUUUAGAUACUAGCACUAAUGCAUUAUACAAUGUGGAAGAAGAAGAAGAAAAUGAGCCCGUAAGGUUCAGCUUACCCAGCAGUCCAUCCAUGGUGAUACAUAGGCGCUUGAAUGCAACUCCUCCCCCUUCUCAAGAAUUUGAGGAGGGAUCACUAUAUCUGCCAGAGCAAGUCUCUAAAAGCCUACCACUGCAAAAAUCUAUUUUAGACCAACUACAUGGGGUGAUCAACAAAUUCUCUACUGGCAUUCCAGACUUUAAUUCUGUUAUUCCAAUACCUGGCCCAGAGAAUAGUGUUGACUCCAUCUAUUCUACACAGCAAGUGCUUCCACUUCAGAUAGCGGCUUUCAGUGAAGGUAUAGGCUCCUCCACUGAGGAGGUAGAGAAUGAGAAAUUGAACCUUAUCCGGGAUUAUAUGUAUGAUAGCACAGACAUACCUGAUGAAGAACUUGUUCCAAGCAAAUUAGUACUGGAGGACUCACCUGCUUUGACGCCUCCAUCUCCUUUCCGGGAUUCAGUAGCUUCAGGCAGUUCUGUGCCUAGUUCUCCUGUGUCGGAGUCAGUACUCUGCACACCUCCAAGUGUGACAAAUGCUUCAGUUAUGUUGAGAGACUAUAAGCAAACCUCAUCCACCUUGUAGACAAAGUUCUUACUAACGCAUUGUUGUUUCUAAAGCUAUACAGGGCUUGUAACUGCAAGUAAAAAGGACUUUAUUAUAAAUGCAAAGCAGAAAGAAAAGCAAAUAAUCAGUGUCCUGCACUAAAAUCGAUCUCUAUGAGGGCUCCAAGUCUUAACAGCUGUAUGUAUUUGUUUCACUGUAUUCAUAAACAGAUGCAGUAUACUUAACUAAGCACAACAUUGUAAUGUACUUCUAAAGGAAUCUAUAUUACCUUGUUGGCAAAUGUUGGUAAAAACUAUAAUGAUCAUACAGGUCUUAUUAGUCAUUGGCAUUUGUUUGGAUCUAAAUAUUAAAUGUGUAUGACUAACUUAACUUAAAAGUCUUUAUACGGUGUACUAUGCUGGAAGGUUGAUUGAACAUUCCAUAGCCUAAGUGUAUUUCAUUUAACACAAACAUCUGAAGAGUCAAAAUAAAAGUUGAACCUCAAUAGGAUCCCAGUGCCCCUAACAACCACAUUAUGUUUAGGGUAUUUACCAAACUAUUUUUAGUUUUUUGGUAUUUUUAUGCUUAACCAACAGUGUACAUGUAGUCAGUGACAGCUUGAAAUCACAUUAGCAUCACAAAGUAAUGCAUAGGAGUGUGAAUAUAAACCUCGAUGGUAACGACACAAACCCAUGUAGACUGCACAGUUAUGACUAGAGCCUUACAAUUAAACAUUACAAUGUCAGUUAAAAUUUUUAUUUAUUCAAUUAAUUAAUUAUGAAUAAUAAUAAGUAAUAUAGAACAAAUGUAGUAGUAGUUUUAUUAUGUAUAUAUUAUGAUAAUUUGGUAGUCAGACCAAAUGGGGAUUGGUGGCAAGUGACCAAAGCUAAAUUUUGAUUAUCUGACCAAAUUCUUAUUUUACAAUUUUUAAAAUAAUUUAUGUAAAAGCAGUACUUUAACAUAGUCUACAUAAUGUUUUCGGUUGUAUUUAUUUUCAUUAUUCAAAUUUAAAAUUAAAAAGGAUCUCUACCCAAAAAUGUUUAAUUAAACCAUAAAUUAAAAACUCAUUUAAAAAGUUGAAGCAGUGUAAACUUAGAGGUAUUCGUCUUUUAUUUACAGAGAUUUUAGCAUUAUUAUGUUUGAUUGCGGCAAUUUAAGUAUUUUUUUUAUUUUUACCAAAUUGACAACAGGAAGUUUGGCCAUUUUGUUUGUCACUUGUAAUCAAGUGUUUCAAAAACAAGUAACUUGUCAACUAAAUUGUGUUAGUAUAUGUCCAGAAGAUGAAAAGUGAGCACUCUUGCACUCACCAGACAUGGUCUUGAUAAAACAGUUCCUUACAAAGUAACAUAGCUCACAAGGUUGAAAAAAGACCAGAGUCCAUCAAGUUCAACCUAUAUCCCUAAUGAGUCCCUACUGAGUUGAUCCAGAGGAAGGAAAAAAAAAACCUCAUCUUAGAGGUAAAAAUUCCUUCCCAACUCAAAUAUGGCAUCAGAAUAAAUCCCCGGAUCAACCUUCUGUCCCUAUAAUCUAGUAUCCAUAACCUGUAAUGUUAUUACUCUCCAAAAAUGCACCCAGGCCCCUUUUAAACUCUUUUACAGAGUUCACCAUGACCACCUCCUCCGGGAGAGAAUUCCACAGUCUCACUGCUCUUACAGUAAAGAACCCCCAUCUGUGCUGGUGUAGAAACCUUCUUUCCUCUAAAUAAAGAGGAUGCCCCCUUGUUAUAGAUACAGUCCUGGGUAUAAAUAGAUCAUGAGAAAGAUCUACGUAAGGUCCCCUGAUAUAUUUAUACAUAGUUAACUUAUUAGGUCACCCCCUAAACCUUCAUUUUUCUAAACUAAAUAACCCUAAUUCUGAUAAUCUUUCUGGGUACUGUAGUCCUCCCAUUCCCCAUAUUACCCUGGUUGCCCGUCUUUGAACCCUCUCCAGCUCCACCAUAUCUUUCUUGUACACUGGUGCCCAGUACUGUACACAGUAUUCCAUGUGUGGUCUGACUUGUGAUUUGUACGGUGGUAGAAUUAUUUCCUUGUUGUGGGCAUCUAUGCCCCUAUUGAUACACCCCAUGAUUUUAUUUGCCUUGGCAGCAGCUGCCCGACACUGGUCACUACAGUUACUGUUAACUAAGACUCCCAAGUCCUUUUCCAAGUCAGUCGUCCCAAGUGUUCUCCCAUUUAAUACAUAAUCCCAGCACAAAUUUUUCCUCACCAUGUGCAUUACCUUACAUUUAUCAGUGUUGAACCUCCAACCUAGCCCAAACCUCCAACCUAUUCAGAUCAGUUUGUAACAGUGCACAGUCCUCUAUGAUGUUAACCACUUUACAGAGUUAAGUAUUAUCUGCAAAGAUUGCUACUUUACUAUUCAACCCCUCUACAAGGUCUUUUAAUGAAUAUAUUAAAUAGAAUAGGACCCAAGACUGACCCCUGUGGUACCCCACUAGUAACAGUCACCCAAUCAGAAUAAGUAUCAUUAAUAAUGACCCUCUGUUUCCUAUCACUGAGCCAGUUACUUACCUACUUGCACACAUUUUCCCUCAGCCCAAUCUUUCACAUUUUAUGCACCAACCUUUUAUGUGGCACCGUAUCAAAUGCUUUUGAAAAAUCAAGAUAUACAACAUCCAGCAAUUCCCCCUGAUCCAGUCUGGAGCUCACCUCCUCAUAAAGGCUGAUCAGUCUGGAGCUCACCUCCUCAUAAAAGCUGAUCAGGUUAGUUUGACAGGACUGAUCCCUCAUAAAGCCAUGCUGAUAUGGUGUCAUACAUUUAUUUUUAUCAAGAUACUCCAAAAUAGCAUCUCUUAGAAAACCCUCAAACAAUUUACAUACAAUGGAGGUUAAACUAACAGGCCUAUAAUUCCCAGGUUAACUUUUGACCCCUUUUUAAAUAUUGGCACCACACUUGCUAUGCGCUAGUCCUGGGGAACAGACCCUGUCACUAUAGAGUCCUUGAAUAUUAAAAAUAGGGGUCUGUCUAUUACUUUACUUUAGAACACGGGGGUGAAUGCCAUCUGGACCUGGUGAUUUGUCUAUUUUGAUUUUUUGUAGGUGGCACUGUGCUUCUUCCUGGGUUAGACAGGUGACCUGUACUGGGGAGUUUACCUUAUCUCCCUGUAUUUCACCUGGCAUUUCAUUUUCCUCUAUGAAUACAGUGGAGAAGAAUGUGUUUAAUAUAUUUGCUUUUUCCUGAUUCUCGUCUAUAAUUUCUUCCUCAUCAUUUUUUAAAGGGCCAACAGGGGUUCUCCGGUGGAAAACUUUUUUUUUUUUUUUUUUUAAAUGAACUGGUGCCAGAAAGUUAAACAGAUGUGUAAAUUACUUCUAUUAAAAAAAUCUUAAUCCUUCCAGUACUUAUUAGCAGCUGUAUACUACAGAGGAAAUUAUUUUCUUUUUUUAAUUUCUUUUCUGUCUGUCCACAGUGCUCUCUGCUGACAUCUCUGUGCAUGUCAGGAACUGUCCAGAGCAGCAUAGGUUUGCUAAGGGGAUUUUCUCCUGCUCUGGACAGUUCCUGAGAUGGACAGAGGUAUCAGCAGAGAGCACUGUGGAUAGACAGAAAAUAAAUCCAAAAUGAAAAGAAUUUCCUCUGUAGUAUACAGCUGCUAAUUACUGAAAGGAUUAAAAAAAUUUUAAUAGAAGUCAUUUACAAAUCUGUUUAACUUUCUGGAGCCAGUUGAUUUAACCCCUUAAGGACACAGCCCAUUUGACCUUAAGGACCAGGCCAAUUUUAUUUUAGCGUUUUAGAUUUUUCCUCCCUGCCUUCUAAAAUCCAUAACUCUUUUAUUUUCCCAUCCAUAGACCCAUAUGAGGGCUUGUUUUUUGUGUAACUAAUUGUACUUUGUAAUGACAUAACUCAUUUUACCCUAAAAUGUAUGGUAAACCCCCCCCCCCCCCCCCAAAAAAAAAGUGUGGAAGGAAAUUUAAACGGAAAUCAUAAUUUUGCAAAUUUGGGGGGGUUUCUUUUUCACGCUGUACACUUCAUGGUAAAAUAAAAAAUAAAAUAAAAUUUAGGGAUGUGUGAGGACUAAUUUUUUACAGUAGUUCAGUAGAUCUGUAGUUUGUGUUAGUACCACUCUUGUGUAUAUGUGGUAUUUGUGACUUUUUGAACGUUUUUUAUACAUUUUUCUUUUCAGUUUUAUGUGACAAAAAAGCAGAAGUGUUGGACUUUUUUUUUACUAUAAUUUUUAUUGUUCGGACAUUUACGCACGCAAUGAUACCAAAUAUGUUUGUUAUUUAUUGUUUUUUACACUUUUUUUUAUUAAAGGGGUACUCCGGCACUAAAACAUCUCAUCCCCUAUCCAAAGGAUAGGGGAUAAGAUGCCUGACUGCGGGGGUCCUGCCGUUGGGGACCCCCGUGAUCUUGCAUACCAUACCCCGUUAGCAUCAGCCCCCGGAGCGUGCUCGCUCCGCGUCUGAUUAAUAGCGAUCACUAGCGUGUGACGUCACGGCUCUGCCCCUCAAUGCAAGCCUAUGAGGGGGUGUCCUUUGGAUAGGGGAUAAGAUGUCUUAGCGCCAGAGUACCCCUUUAAUAUGGGGAAAAGGGGUGAUUUCAAACUUUAUUGGGGGAGGGGCUUUUUACAUUUUUUUUUUACUUUUUUAAAAACGUUUUUUACAUUUAUUUUACACUUUUUUAGUCCCUAUAGGGGACUAUUUAUAGCAAUCAUCAGAUUGCUUAUACUGUCCAGUGCUAUGCAUAGGGCAUAGCACUGAUCAGUAUUAUCGGCGAUCUUCUGCUCUGGUCUGCUGGAAGGCAGAUAAGUGCAGAAGACCCCGAGAGAGGGACGGAGGCAGGUGAGGGGAUCUCCGUCCACCAUCUUGGCUGUUCUGAUCCCCGCGGCAGUUCCGAGGGCGAUCAGAUCUAACAUUUUAAAUGCUGCACUGCCGCAGAUGCCAUAAUCAGUUUUGAUCACGGCAUCUGAGGGGUUAAUGGCAGACAUCAGCACGAUCACUGAUGUUGGCCAUUACCGACAGGUCCGCAGCUGCUGACAGCCGCUGGGACCCAUCGCAAAUGAAGCAAGCGAAGCUCCUGUGCUCGCGUCACAGCUGCGCUUUAAAUGUACGGCGCUGUGCACUACAUAGCGCUAAGCAGCGCCGUACAUUUAAGGGGUUAAAAAGACCGAAAAAAAAUGUUUUACACCGGAGUACCCCUUUAACCUUUUUGCUAUUUAUAUAGUUAAACUACAUUUUGGGGUUUGUUUUACUCUCUUUGGCAAUGAGUCUUUCUGUCUCUACUUUUGUGGCUUUUAUCAGUUUUUUACAUAUUUUACAUUUUUCUCUAUAGCUUUUUAAUGCUUCUUCACUGCCGUCCUGUUUUAAUAGUUUAAAUGCUUUAUUUUUGUCAUUUAUUGCCCCCUUAACAUUUUUAUUAAUCCACAUUGGUUUUCUCCUAUUCUUCACCCUUUUAUUCCCAUAAGGUAUAUACCUCUUACAGUGAGAAUUUAAGAUAUUUUUAAAAGUCUCCCAUUUAGUGUCAGUAUUCAUAUUUUUCAGGUCAUUAUCCCAAUUUAUAUUCUUAAGGGCUUCUCUGAGUUGAUCAAACUUUGCCUUCCUAAAGUUCAUUGUUUUUGUGGCAACUCGAGAGGUUCCCUUAUUGAAGAACAAGUUAUAAUGUAUUAUAUUAUGAUCACUAUUUCCUAGGUGUCCUUCUACUUGCACAUCAGUUACUCUGUCAGGUCUGUUGGUUAAUAUUAAGUCUAGUAGGGUGCCCUCUCUGGUCGGGCCCUGCACCAUUUGGGACAGAUAAUUGUCUUUAGCUAUAGUCAGAAACCUGAUUCCUUUAUGAGAUUCACAGGUCUCAGUCUCCCAGUUUGUAUCCGGAUAGUUAAAGUCCCCCAUUAUUAUCACCUCAUUUUGAUUUCCUGCUUUGUCUAUUUGCCUCAGUAAUUGAUUUUCUGGCUUUUCCUUUAUAUUUGGUGGCUUAUAGCAAACCCCUAUCAGAAUUUUUUUCCUUUUAUCUCCAUAUAAUUCUACCCAUAAUGACUCCACAUUAUCGUUUCCCUCCUAUAUAUCCUCCCGCAGUGCGGCCUUCAGACUGGACUUUACGUACAGACAAACUCCUCCCCCUUUCUGUUUUGUCCGAUCCUUCCUGAAUAGACUAUAACCCUGUAUGUUGCCCGCCCAAUCGUAGCUAUCAUCCAACCAUGGCUCUGUUAUACGCAUUAUGUCAUAAUUCUCCUCUCCUCUUGCUUUGGUAAGAUGUCACAAUACAGAGCAGGAAUGUCUGAUGCGUUUCGUACUAUAAGGUGCUUAAUCAUAAACAGUCUACGAUUAAGCACCUGACGGUGCGAACCAUGUCAGACGUUCCUGCUCUGGAUUGUGACUCCUUGCCAAAGCAGAAAUAAAGCAAAUAUUCUUAUACAUAUCCAGUGUCGGACAUUCUUCCUUUUAGACUUCUGGUAUUAGUCAACUAUUCUAACCCCUCCCUCCGCUCCACCCCCAAGUACAUUAAUAAGUCCCACCUCUCUAUCUACACUAUCUACAUUUAUGUUGUAGGUUCCCUCCCCCCCAGUCCCUAGUUUAAAAACUGCUCCACCCUUUUGGUCAUCUUCUCUCCAAGCACAGCUGCACCCUCCCCAUUGAGGUGCAGCCCGUCCCUAAGGUAGAGCCGGUAUUCUUUAUUGCUUUAUUUCAUCUCAGGUACAGCAGGUGCGACAGACAGGUGCGAGGGGUGUUCUAGGCAAUGGACUGUGUUGUGCACGUUGCACUUCGUCAGGCCCUCACUCUUAAAUUUGUUAGCAUGUUCCAUUGAUGACAAAGUUUACCAUUGUAACAGCGGUAGUGAAGUGGAUCCGCUGUACCUGUGUGGAUGAUGGCGUGGGCCAUACCAGCGAGUGGAGUCUAAGGUGCCGCUGGUUUUCACCAGAGUCUGCCGCAUAGCGGGAUAGAUUUGCUGUGGCAGGUGGCACCCAGCUCGCUACCCCUGAUAUGACUCGUCCACACAGGCUGCCGAGGUGAUGUGUGGCACAGGGAGGAUGAGGCAAACUCAAAGUCUGGACAGGCAAGAGGUCAGGGCAGGCGGCACAGGAGAGUAGUCAGGAAUGUAGCUAGGAGGUCAGAGGGCUGGUGGCACAGGAGCAAGGUCAGGUCACAGAGCGCGUCUGGCUGCAGCGCUACUCGUAACAAGCAUCAAUUGCUAAGAAGCUAAUUCAUAAGUGGCAACCAAUAUGACUGAGCUUCCUGUUGCCUCUUUUUUUUUUAUGUAAAUGACUGCCACUAAAAAUAAAUUAAUUAUUAUUUCUUUAAACAAAGCAAACAUUAUAAAAUUAAGGCUAUUACUGCAAUUUCCCAGGAGAUGCUAUAAGGUCAUUUGCACAUUUAAGGUGGAAAUAAAAUUUUACUUCUGAUAAAGUUUUUAGUCCUUGAGUAAAUGGAAACUAUAUCUAAAGGGUAUAUCAUAGGGGAUAUUAUCAACAUUUUCCUCAACCCUUUUCUGUCCCAGAUUGCAAUCCAAAUAGUAAAAUGAACUACUUUACUAUAUAUUUCACAAUCUCUGAGAGGCAGUUUGCAGCAGUGGGCACCUUAUUUUACUGCAAUGGUAGACCAGAUGAACUGAGUGCUGUAUAGUUGAAAGACCCACGCAACUAUACAGUCCCCGCUUGAUUAUGAUUUUUAUAAGUGUCCCUUUCCUUUACUCAUACAACUUUCAUGUUGAGAAGGGCAGCUAAUUUUAGUUUUUAUUUAUUUCAGUAUUUAAAUGAUUAGUUUUUGAACAUUUUAAGUGUGAAGAGGGAUGAUAUAUAUUUGUAUAUAUACCAGGUUAAAUGAUGCAUAAAAUGGGGGUAUUCUGUGCUUUUAAGGGGUAUGCCUGUACCCCCCAAUGUUCAUAGCUAGAAUAUGGGUAAACACAUAUAGCUCUCCUCGUGAAAAGCUUUGAUCUGCACAGUUCUUUAACUUAUUUAUAUAUUUUUAAUCACUGUGGGAAAAGGAAAUUCACUUGUCACUGUUUUCUUUGUAUAUUUAAUAUGUAUAAACUACUUAGACUUGUCACACAGAUAAUAUAUAUUACUGCUAUUUUUGUCGACCUGUGUUUAUGACUUAACAUACAGUUUUAGAAAUGCACAUUUUUCAUAUGUGGCUACUAUCUGCAGCCUCUAACUUAAAGCCGAACUUUGUAUGUCUGAGAUACCUGCUGAUAUUUAAAAAAAAAUCUUUUUGGUUUCAGCGUGAAAGUCGUUAAGGUGUUUGCAAUAAGUAUGCAUACGAUUAAAACAUUGUAGAAAAUGUAUUGCACAAUUGAGUAUUUAUUAUAACCUCUGAACAGUGAAGAAAACAAAAAUGACAUUUUUGAAAAUGUUUUAUAGACAAUAUUUAUUGUACCAGAUUAGAAUCUUUCCCUAUAGCUUAAUGUGAAUUCAACUUUAGAAUAGGAGUUGUGACUAAGUGCUCACCAGUGUUUUGGAACUAUAUUUCCCAGCACGUUCUCUCAACUAGCUGCCAUUCCGAACUGCUGGAAAGCUACCGGUUAACAAUGUUUUCUUUGGAAAAACCAGACCAUUUUUACCUCAGUGUUGGUAUUUUAGACUCAGUUUUGUUUUCUAUGUUGCAUGUUUCCUCUGCAUUUUCUAUUUCAGAGGCUAUCUAUAUUUUGCCAAGGAAAUGACAGUGUUUCUGGUGGCAUUAAUGUUGAAGAACCUUUAUAGCAUUGUUGUGGUCCAUUUCACUUGAUACUAGACCGCAAUCUACUGAAUAAUGUGUGAGCCAGUGAAGAAAGGAGCAAAGACCUACACUGCAUAUAACUUAUUAAAGCCGUUUACCGUAUAAAUGCUGCCACUUAUUUAUCAUAUUAAUGAAUGUAAAAUAUUUGCAUUAAUGCCAAUAAAUAUUACAAAUAUU
Molecule: messenger RNA, 12560 nt
Organism: Hyla sarda
Lineage: Eukaryota; Metazoa; Chordata; Amphibia; Anura; Hylidae
Product: metabotropic glutamate receptor 1
Exons: 9
Coding region: 295-3783 (1162 amino acids)
Biological process (GO): G protein-coupled glutamate receptor signaling pathway; regulation of synaptic transmission, glutamatergic
Cellular component (GO): postsynaptic density membrane
Molecular function (GO): G protein-coupled receptor activity involved in regulation of postsynaptic membrane potential; adenylate cyclase inhibiting G protein-coupled glutamate receptor activity
Source: RefSeq, a predicted model, not a curated record